AUGGGCCUCUUUGGAGGAACCCCAAUGAGGGGCAGAGCCCUUAACUGGGCUAUCACAGCAGCAUCUUGCCAGGGCUUCUUGCUACUAGGUUAUGACCAAGGUGUGAUGUCCGGUCUUAUCGGAGCAGACAACCAAUUCGGAAAAGAUUUCAACUCCCCGGACUCCAACAUGCAAGGCAUCAUCGUCUCCAUCUACGAUAUCGGCUGUGCGGUGGGCUGUCUCUUUGCAUUCUUCUAUGGCGAGAGGGUGGGAAGGAAGAGAAUGAUUCUCGCUGGCGGAGUAAUCAUGGUUAUCGGUACGGCAUUACUUGGUUCUUCUACGACGCUGGCGCAGCUGCUGGUGGGCAGGAUUGUGACUGGUGUGGGGAAUGGCUUUAAUUCUUCGACGAUACCCAUGUAUCAGUCUGAGAUGUCUAAGCCGCAGAAUAGGGGGAUCCUCCUUUGCAUGCAGGGCACAAUUACUAUUGUAGGACUGUGUAUCGCAUAUUGGCUCGACUUCGGUCUCUCGUACGUCUCCGGCCCCGUACAAUGGCGCUUCCCCAUCACCUUCCAAGCCUUCUUCGCCAUUGCCCUCGUCCUGCAGAUGCUGCCGCUCCCAGAGACACCACGCUACCUAAUCGAAAAGGGGCGCGUGACAGAAGCGUCGGAGAUCCUGGCGCGUCUGGAAUUGGAUGUCAAUACAACCAUUGAUAACGAUGAGGUGGUGUUCCAGCGUCGCCAGAUUGAAACUUCGCUGGAGCUCGAGAGCGCAGGUGGGCCGUUUAGAUAUUCGGAGUUGCUGAAGGGCGGCCAUGUACAGAACUUCAGGAGGAUUGUGCUAUGCUGUGCUGUAAAUAUCAUGCAGCAAUUCACGGGUGCUAAUAUGAUAAACUACUACGCCCCCGUCGUCUACGCAAACACCAUGAACCUCUCCCGGCAACUCUCGCUCAUCCUCGGCGGCUGCACGUCGCUCACCUACCUCGCCGCGUCCUUCAUCCCACUCUGGACGGUCGAGAAGUACGGGCGGCGCGCCCUGCUCAUGUUCAGCGCGGCCGGCCUGUGUUUCUGCUUCAGCAUGGUGUCGAUCCUGCUGAGCAUCGGGACGCGGAGCGCGGCGUACGCGGCGACGGCGUUCGUCUUCAUCUUCCAGAUCUUCCUGGGGAUCGGCUGGUUGCCGAUUCCGUGGUUCUAUCCUAGUGAGGUUACGACGACGAGGAUUCGGAGUCGGGGACAGGCGUUGGGGGGGUUUACUAAUUGGAUGUGCGUAUUCACAGUCGUGCAAAUAACACCCAUCGCAAUCGACAGCAUCAGCUGGCACACCUUCAUCAUCUUCGCCGUCUUCUGCGCGCUCUGGGUCCCCAUCGUCUACUGUUUCUUCCCCGAGACGAACCAGCUGGGCCUGGAGGAUGUGGAUCACUUGUUUGAGAAGGGCGGCAUUACAGGUGGCGUGUUUAAGGCUAAGGGGGGCAGAACCGUCGAGCCGGGUGUGCAUGAACGCGUGCCGGAUAUGGGCGAGAAGGGCGUGGUGGAUGGGAAGACGAUGCAGGUUGAGGAAACGGUUUGA
Lachnellula hyalina is the source of this 1542-nucleotide messenger RNA. Its product is annotated as Sugar transporter STL1. NCBI's taxonomy places the organism in Eukaryota, Fungi, Ascomycota, Leotiomycetes, Helotiales, Lachnaceae. Bases 1 to 1542 code for a protein of 513 amino acids. The transcript has 5 exons. The record is from RefSeq and is a predicted model, not a curated record. Gene Ontology annotation, biological process: transmembrane transport; carbohydrate transport. Gene Ontology annotation, cellular component: membrane. Gene Ontology annotation, molecular function: carbohydrate:proton symporter activity.